CUUGAAGUUGGGGUGUCGCAAUAGCUGGGCGAGAUCCUGCCUCUCGAGGCCCUCGAGGCUGCCUCUGGGCGUGUGAUAGCCUCGAGUAUGUAUGACGAUUCGAGCUUCAACACCUUCUGCGAUGAUGGAGAGCGUGAGCAGGGUGGAGCAAGCGGCGACCAAAUCCUUCAGGGAGUGCAGGAUUUCGGCGGGGAAGUGGGUGUUUCAUUGCGGUCCGGGGACCCUUGGAACUUUUGUAGCGUUCACCCACUAUCCAUACGGUCGGGCCAGCUUGACCGCCACAGAAUCUGUCAUGACGGAGGCGACCCUGUGGAUGAUGUGCCGUAUGCGGCAAGCGAUCGCACCGUUCUAGCUCUAGUGAGUGGCGCUGUGUGUCAUUGGGAGUAGUAGAAGGAGAAGACGCCGGCGAGCCGCCUCACUGCGCAUUCCCUGGCCGCUGGGUCGAGAGCAGGCGCUAUGGCAAUAAAAGCGCUGACAUAGCGCGACCGUAGACGGCCUAGAAGAAAAGUACUAGCAUGGUUGAGAGGGCAAGGAUCGACGCCCACCGGUACAACGGCUCGGCCGUUGGGCUCAGCACGCAAAGGCUUGCCUACUUGGGCCGAUGUCGAUGCUUAGGUGCGGUCUCUAUCAGAGAGCAUCAUCGACUUGCUCUGCGCGAAUGGCGUGCAUCGGUGCGCUGUGCACCAAUGCGCUCGCUGCCCGUGCAAGGCAAGUCGAUGAAUGAUGCAAGCUACAAGGACGAUGGUGAG
Messenger RNA from Ceraceosorus bombacis, 749 nucleotides. The record is from the annotation of a GenBank genome assembly. NCBI's taxonomy places the organism in Eukaryota, Fungi, Basidiomycota, Exobasidiomycetes, Ceraceosorales, Ceraceosoraceae.